This is a messenger RNA of Symbiodinium natans, 1809 nucleotides long. Lineage: Eukaryota; Dinophyceae; Suessiales; Symbiodiniaceae. The record is from the annotation of a GenBank genome assembly.
AUGGAGCCGGCGAGAUCAGGGACUUCGGCGCAGCUCGAGCUGCCUGGCGAACGCCGACGUGUGACUGAAGGUGAAAGCGGUGGAUUGAGCAAUUCUCCACCCAAGCAGGUUUCUUCGGUCGCUUCGUUUCAGGAGAACAGGCCAGUGAAGCGACUCUGCGGCUCAGUUUUUUGCGGCCAGUCCACCCGUGUGCAGCCGACCGGAGGGGUUGGAGGGUUUGUAGCCGAGUUUGCGUUCUUUCCAGUAGGGCCCUCAAGUGCGACACAGCCUCAUGGCCCUCAUGGCAAGCUGGCAAAUGUGGUCGAAGUCCAGCUGAAGCGAUACUUGCUGGAUCGGUGCAGCGAUGGAAAAUCCGCCUCGCGGCGUUUCUUGGAGAGCCUGGCUGCGAUGUCCAGCCUCCUCCUGGCGAUUCCUCUCUGCACCUUCGUCUUGUGUGGAACCCUGCCACUGGCAUCACCAGGUGAUGGGUUCUGGGCCAAUUGGGCCUUUAACUUUCUUGCCCACCCAAUUCUCAACUAUGUCAUGGCAAGAGGCCAGCUUGCAGUGAUGGCGCGGGCGUUUAGCCAAGAGGACCGCAGAAGGAUCCGUUGGAUCAACCGCCUUGUGCCCUUGGUUGACCCAGCGCUGUGCCUUUUGCUUCACCUGCUCCUGUCCUUAGCCGACGUGUACCCAAUUCCUGCAGCGCCAGUCUUGUCCUGCAUCCCUGCGUUGAUUGGCUCCAUGGUCUGUUACCUGCGGAUGCUACCGAGGGAUCUCCUCACUCCUGAGGCACGAUCCUUCAUGAAGUUCACCUUCGUGAACUGGGGAUUCUGGGUGGCUCAAUUCGCAACGAUGCUGCUCUGGGUCGCUCGCUUCCCCUUGAUGCCUGAGCACUGGCAAGCCAUGAGCACACUGGGAAACGGGGUCUUGGUCUUCUUUGCCGGAUGGCUCGCGCAGAAGAUUGCCGACCGCUUUGGUGUACCAAAGUAUCUGCUGGUCGAAGUGAACCUUGCGGCAUUCUUCUUGGGCCUCUUCUUCUCGGCGAGCCUGAUGUCCACCGCGAAGAGCCUGAGAGUCGUCUUGCUCAUCACUCUGCUGGACGCAGGUAAAGCCGUCGUCCUGAGUGCGAAGCUACUUUGGGAGUUGAUCCAGGCCUGCCCAGCCGAAGAUUGCCUCUAUCGGUCUUGCAGCACGCUGGAUCCAUCAGACAUUGGCGUCUCCGAAGCCGAGGCCACGAGGGUAACGCACGAGCCUACGCAGGCAGCACCAACAUGUUGCUCCACAAUCCGCGCGGCCAUAGGGGCUCUCGUGCAGAAAGUGGCGGCCGCACGAAGUGUUGGGCGGCGGCUGCGGGGCCUCUUGCAGCAGAUCGAAAGCCAGACGCAGUCCGAGAUGAGCAGCAGCGACAUCAGCCCUGGUAAUGCCCAGCUCUUGAAGGUCCUGACGCACUCCUGGGUAGCGUUGGCCGUGAUGGAACUCUGCGAGGUCUUGGCUCCAAUUUUUUACAUGAUGCUGGCGAUGCUUCUCCAUUCCGACUUUGCACAGAACCGCGCCUUCUUCCGGCAAUUCCGGCAGGAGACCCCGGCGCAGUUCCACGACGGCAUGGUGAAUAAUACAAUCGCAGUGGCCAUCGAGGUUAUCGUGCAACUCGGCAUGCAGACCUGGCUACUCCGCAUGUUCGGGAUCAACUUGUUUGAGUUUACGGGCGCCAUCCUCCGCCUUGACUACACCUGCUACGUCUUUGGUAUGUCCUGCUGCUGCAUCGUCUGGCUCGCGGUCACCAUCGAACACUUUGGCACUUGGGGCAUCCUGGAGACACUCAGCUCCUGA